UUUAGUCUGUUGCAGAAGAAGGUGAAGGAUCCACGUGUGUUUUCUGUUCCGCAAUAUAUUAAACAGGAAAAAAUGACUAAAGCUAAGGAAAAAACUACAGGUGAGGAGGAGGGGAGCAGUGGGAUCGAGAGAACCUACCAGCAGCUGAUUACAAACCUCAACCCAAUUGCUCAGCCAUUGGCCUCCAGGAAAGUCACAAAGAAGAUUUAUAAAUGCAUUAAGAAAGCCUCCAAGUUGAAGCAGAUAAGACGGGGAGUGAAGGAGGUGCAGAAAUUCAUCAAUAAGGGUGAGAAGGGGAUUGUGGUGUUGGCAGGAGAUACGCUACCAAUAGACGUUUACUGUCAUAUACCAGUGAUGUGUGAAGAGAGGAACCUCCCCUAUACAUACAUUCCAUCCAAAGUGGACCUGGGGACGUCCGCUGGUUCCAAGAGGCCGACCUGCGUGAUUAUGAUCAAACCGCACGAGGAGUACCAGGAGGCCUAUAAUGAGUGCCUGGAGGAGGUGGCUUCUCUACCUCUUCCUGUGUAAACAGACCUUUUUAUUGAGUACCCGGACUGUAAUGCCUUUAACCUUGGGAAUCCUCAAUUUACACUAGCUCACAUGUUCACUGGCCCAGUUAAAACCCCUGUAACCAAACAGUCUGUGUAAAAAUGCUUGGUGAGAUGCAGAGGGCUUUGCAUGUGGGGAAGCUGUGUCGAAACUGGAGGAGAAAGAGUUUCAGAACAAGAAAUCGAUUUCCUUAAAUAAUGGAACUGUAAGAGUAUGCUGUUCUGACAAUCCCUGGAGUAAUAAAAUACUACCGCUAGAAUAGACACGAAAUCAACACUAGCAGAAGACCUUGGAUCAGUCUCCAUUGUACUCUGAGGAAUGACCCAGUACCAAAUAAACAUUCAAUAGUGCUGUGUUUAGAAAUACAAAAAAUCUAUAUGUUUUGACUAGAAGUCUUUUUCACUUCAUUUGUCAUUGAAUAUUAGUUUUGUUUUUAGUAUUUCGAAAUUCAGAUCAAGAACUGAUGAAUUUCAUUGAAGCUUUAUAACUUUUUUUUUUAAAUCAUUAAUUUUGCUGAUUGGUUUUGAUGCAGAAAUGUUUUGUCAAUUACAGUAAACCAGAUUAAUUUCUA
This is a messenger RNA of Polyodon spathula (Mississippi paddlefish), 1120 nucleotides long. Its product is annotated as H/ACA ribonucleoprotein complex subunit 2-like protein. NCBI's taxonomy places the organism in Eukaryota, Metazoa, Chordata, Actinopteri, Acipenseriformes, Polyodontidae. The coding region runs from base 73 to 528 and encodes 151 amino acids. Gene Ontology annotation, biological process: snRNA pseudouridine synthesis; rRNA pseudouridine synthesis. The transcript is spliced from 4 exons. The record is from RefSeq and is a predicted model, not a curated record. Gene Ontology annotation, molecular function: box H/ACA snoRNA binding. Gene Ontology annotation, cellular component: box H/ACA snoRNP complex; nucleolus.